UCAAAUAUUUUUAAUCCUUUUCUUCAUGUGUUUGUUCCUCAAUUUUCUCAUUUCUCCGGUUUUAUUUUGGCCAAUUCAUUUUUUUUCUUUACCUUAAGUUUCAGACACCUAUUUCUUUUGAAUAAAUCAUUAGUGGUGUCUUUUAAGCUCUCCAAGCUACCAACGAACGAAGUAAUUUCAUAGCUACUUUGGUUUCAAUAAAUUAUUCAUAAUGGUUGGGAAGAUGAGCAAGUUGUACGUUCUAAAAAGAGGAGGUAGAAUGGAGGAAGUCCAUAUUGACAAAAUUACAUCAAGAAUUAAAAAACUUUGUUAUGGAUUAAAUAUGGAUUUUGUGGAUCCAGUAUCCAUAACACUAAAAGUCAUAAGUGGCAUUUAUUCUGGUGUUACAACUGUUGAACUUGACAAUUUGGCUGCUGAAACAGCUGCAACAAUGACCACUGAUCAUCCAGAUUAUGCUGUAUUAGCAGCAAGAUUGGCAAUAUCCAAUUUACAUAAGGAAACCAGGAAACAAUUUUCAGAUGUGAUCACAGAUUUAUACAAUAUUAUUAAUCCACAUACGAAGAAAAGAGCUCCCAUGAUUUCAGAGUUUCAUUACAAUGUUGUAAUCAAAAAUAAAGAGAGACUGGAUUCUGCCAUUGUAUAUGAUAGAGAUUUCAAAUAUAACUAUUUUGGUUUUAAAACUCUAGAAAGAUCAUAUCUGCUAAAAAUAAAUAAUAAGGUUGCAGAAAGGCCACAACAUAUGCUUAUGCGUGUUGCUAUAGGCAUACAUGGGGAAGAUAUAGAAGAUGCUAUUCAUACUUACAACUUGCUAUCAGAGAAAUAUUUUACACAUGCAAGUCCUACGCUUUUUUCAGCUGCUACACCUCGCCCUCAAUUGUCCUCUUGUUUCCUUGUUGCUAUGAAAGACGAUAGCAUUGAAGGCAUAUAUGACACUUUAAAACAAUGUGCACUUAUAUCUAAAUCAGCUGGAGGCAUUGGUGUCCAUGUACAUUGUAUAAGAGCCAAAGGCACUUACAUAGCAGGGACUAAUGGCGUCUCAAAUGGACUUGUUCCCAUGUUGCGUGUUUAUAACAACACAGCAAGAUAUGUCGAUCAAGGUGGAAAUAAACGCCCAGGCGCUUUUGCUGUUUAUUUAGAACCAUGGCACUCUGAUAUUUUUGAGUUUUUAGAUCUGAAAAAGAAUCAUGGAAAGGAAGAAGUGAGGGCUAGAGAACUUUUUUAUGCUUUAUGGAUACCUGAUUUAUUUAUGAAAAGAGUAGAAAAAAAUGAAAAUUGGAGUCUGAUGUGCCCUCAUGACUGUCCUGGUUUAGCUGAUUGCUGGGGAGAAGAAUUUGAAACACUAUAUGAGAAAUAUGAGGCAGAAAACCGUUUUGUUCGACAAGUUAAAGCACAAGUUCUUUGGCAAGCUAUAAUAGAAGCACAAGUAGAAACUGGAACUCCAUAUAUGUUGUAUAAAGAUGCUUGUAAUAGAAAAAGCAAUCAACAGAACUUGGGAACAAUAAAAUGCAGUAACCUUUGUACAGAAAUAGUAGAGUACACAUCAGCAGAUGAAAUUGCAGUUUGCAAUUUAGCAUCGAUUGCUUUAAACAUGUUUAUAAAUGAGGAUAAAACUUAUAAUUUCUCUAAACUUAAAGAAAUUACUAAAACGGUAACUCGAAAUCUUAAUAAAAUAAUAGAUGUUAACUUUUAUCCUGUUGUAGAAGCUAGAAAUUCGAAUAUGCGGCAUAGACCAAUUGGAAUUGGUGUGCAAGGUUUAGCAGAUACAUUUGUUUUAAUGCGGAUACCCUACGAAAGUGAAGCUGCUAUUAAACUCAAUCAGCAAAUAUUUGAGACCAUCUACUAUGGAGCUUUAGAAGCAAGUUGCGAAUUGGCUGAAAAAUUAGGUGUCUAUGAAACCUAUGAGGGUUGUCCUGUAAGUCAAGGCAUAUUGCAAUAUGACAUGUGGAAUAAAACUCCUACAGACCUCUGGAACUGGACGGUUCUAAAAGAAAAAAUAGCUAAACAUGGUCUUCGAAAUUCAUUAUUAAUAGCGCCCAUGCCAACUGCAUCAACUGCACAGAUUCUUGGAAACAAUGAAUCAUUUGAACCAUUUACAUCAAACAUUUACCAAAGAAGAGUUUUAUCUGGAGAAUUUCAAGUGGUCAAUCAUCACUUACUGAAUGAUUUGACAGAAGCAGAGUUGUGGGAUGAAGAUAUGAAGAACCUCAUUAUUCACAACAAUGGUUCUAUUCAAAAUAUUGAAGCAAUUCCUAAAGAUUUGAGAGACUUGUACAAAACAGUUUGGGAGAUUUCUGUGAAAACUAGCAUACAAAUGGCUGCGGAUAGAGGUGCAUUUAUAGAUCAAAGUCAGUCAUUUAACAUUCAUGUUGCUGAACCAAACUAUGGAAAAUUAACAUCUAUACAUUUCUAUGCAUGGAAAAUGGGUUUAAAAACUGGAAUGUAUUAUCUGCGCACAAAACCAGCUGUUAAUGCUAUUCAAUUUACUGUAGAUAAAUCGAAAGUACGGAGCAAGGUUGCAAAUGGAAAUUCUGACACAUAUGAUGCUAAUAUGGCAGCCAUUACGUGUUCUCUGCAAAACAAAGAUGAAUGUUUAAGUUGUGGAUCGUAAGCCGUGCCUACUGUUAGCUUCCAGUCAUAUUUUUAUUUCAAGUAAUUAUUUCUGCCACAUAUAUGUUAAAAAAAAUAGGUUUGCGCCCUCUUUAGCCAAACCAAACCAAAAUACCCUGGCUGAAAUGCUGUUGUACGAUGUAGGAUUAUUGACGAAUAUUUUAGGUGCGUUGUCUAGAAACAUUUCAUAUGUAUCAAUUAUGAGCUAAAAAAUAUUAACUUACAAAUUAGACAACUUGUAAUCUCAAGUUUGUUUUAUGCUCAACAAUUUCAAAAUUUUUGCUGCAGUCUGCAAUGUGUGAAUGAAGAUGUUUUUAUUAGUUUUUAGAGAAGCUAUGUUGCUUUAGAUUACUAUAUUUGUCUCAUUACAAACGAUAUUUUGUUAGUUAUGUAAGUAAACUUUAAUACAAUGAAAAUCAUUAUAAUUUGGUAGAUUAAUCUUUAUCAUGAUAUUCAACAAUUCUCAAACAAUUAUGACUUUAUACCAUUUUUUAUUCAUUGUAUCUAUUUCAUAAUUAUUAAUUA
Achroia grisella is the source of this 3132-nucleotide messenger RNA. It is a transcript of the gene RnrL, whose product is annotated as ribonucleoside-diphosphate reductase large subunit. Gene Ontology annotation, cellular component: ribonucleoside-diphosphate reductase complex. Gene Ontology annotation, biological process: DNA replication; deoxyribonucleotide biosynthetic process. The transcript has 5 exons. Bases 212 to 2608 code for a protein of 798 amino acids. Gene Ontology annotation, molecular function: ATP binding; ribonucleoside-diphosphate reductase activity, thioredoxin disulfide as acceptor. The record is from RefSeq and is a predicted model, not a curated record. NCBI's taxonomy places the organism in Eukaryota, Metazoa, Arthropoda, Insecta, Lepidoptera, Pyralidae.